AAGUUAACUUUUUACUGCAGCUUCUGGCUUCAGUGCAAAGUGCCUCUCUUUCAGACUGACUUAAUAUUUAACUCUGACGGGUUGUGACUAAGAAGCUUGGAAGCCUGGAGCAGCAAGAGAAAGAGGUGAUGGGACUGUAUAAGCAAAGUGAGAAAUGCUAAUUUUAGGCAUUUUAUCUACAUAGAUUCAUUAAGAGAUGAUGAAGAUGAUGGAACUAUUUCACUCUUCCUCUGGUUUUUACAGAGUUACAAAAAAUGGAAGGGAGGUGACAGACUGCAAGAAAUAAAGUCACAGAUCCUGUAUUGUUAAAACAGGACAAAAACGUCCAUUUGUUAUUAUGGGCAGUGGCAGUAGUAAGAGCAAGAGGAGAGCAAUCAAGAUCUGUAGCAAUCAGUUGCUAGAACCGCCAGUUGCACCGAUAGGUAGCAAGAAAACAGUCACCUGUGAUCAAAAGAAGGAGGACAAUAACAAAGAAACAUCCGCGGAAGGGAGCAACACUACUUUAACUGAGAAAGACAGAUUCAUAUCAAUUGACCCAGAUCUGAAGCUAAUAGAAGAUAUCUUAACAGAGUCUGAAGAUUGUUUUUUUUGGCCAGCAUCUUCCUUUGCAAGGCAGAUGGUGACACGUUCUCAAAAUGCGAACACCAGCCACGGGUCACUGUUCCAAAUCCCGCAGAAUCAAAGUGCGGAUAAUAAGAAUUUACAGAUAAUAAAAAAAACAAUGUCCGUGUGUGAAGAGUCUCAGAACAAAUAUCAAACAGCGAGGGACAGCUGUAACACAACAGCGCCAGUACAACAAGUCCUAGAUAUUGAAAACAACAACCUGCCAAAGUUUUCAAACACAUUUCUGGCUCCAGCAGAGACAUCAACCCCCAUCACAUAUAAUGAUGUGGAGGAAGCACUGAUGGACAGCAUUGAGAAGGACUUUUCAUACAUCCAUUCUACAUCACCACUUCAAUGUGGAGAAACAUAGACAGGAAAAUAAGCAACAGAACAGAUAUAAUGAAGUUGGUUUUAUAGUUUCAUGGGCUUAUUUUUUAGCACAAAGUGCAGUAACCCAUGUAAACCUAUAUUGCAAGUAUCAACUAAAAAGCAACAUAAAAGAAAACUGAGAGCCUCAUGACACUAACUGGAUAUAGCUGCCCAAUCCCCGCUUCUGGGACAUGAGUGAUAAUGAGUGAUGACACAUCUACUAUAAAUUGUUUGGGUCCCACGUCAUGUAUAAAGUGUGGUGCUCCUAAAUAUUUGAAGGCAUAUUUAGGAUGUCUACCUGGGCAUUGUUUUCCUGCAUUUGAAAUAUGUUUGAAAUACUUAUGAACCCUAGGUCAGCAGAUUCCCAGUGCAUUUGGUGGAAAUGUGUAGAAGACAGUUUAGAGGCUGCAUUUCUCCUGCUGUGUUCAAAGAAACACAAUACAUACCUUUUCUUAACAAAUGCUGCAUUUUGCUCUCAAAUACAGGCAAAUUGUUUUGAGGAAAGAAGACGUGAUUGUAGCCGUAUUAGUGCAAUUGUGAACUGCUUGGACCUUGAAGAAUGGGGCAUACCCCGAAAGCUUGUCCUGAAAAAUUGUAUGUUAGGGCAAAUAAAGUAUCACAGACAGUACUCAAUUUUCUCUGAGGAAAGAAGAGAAAUCUUGAGAAAGGAUGGAGAGGGGACAUAAUUGAAACUUUCCAAUACGUAAAGGGUACGAUAAAGAUUCAAGAGGGCAGUACUUUCAAUAUAAAGCUAAGAUUGAGAACAGAAGAACAUAUCCUCAAACUAGGAGAAAAGUUCAAAACUAAGUUGGAAUAGACUUCCAGCAGUGAGGUAGUGAGCCAGGCAACAGUACAUUAAUUUAAACAUGCUUGGGACAAACAUAGAUCUAUACCAGGCAGGGCUCAAGUCCUGCGGGAAUGCGUGGGAACGGA
This is a messenger RNA of Rana temporaria (common frog), 1905 nucleotides long. RefSeq lists its product as uncharacterized. The record is from RefSeq and is a predicted model, not a curated record. The transcript is spliced from 3 exons. NCBI's taxonomy places the organism in Eukaryota, Metazoa, Chordata, Amphibia, Anura, Ranidae. Bases 338 to 973 code for a protein of 211 amino acids.